UUUUUGGUCGAUUUGAACAAUUGAAGUGAAGUUUCUAGUUCUAAAAGUAAAUACACCAAAGAAUCAUCGAACCAUGGCAUCUGCAGAUCAGAAGCAAAACAUUGUUUCAGCUCUAAGCAAUCACCUCUCCACCCUGUCAUUAAACCCAAAUUCGGAUAAAGACAUUAAAAGCUUGUGUACAGACAUUUUAAAUUCUUCCCAAAAAAAUAAAGAGUUAGUGAAAUGGGUGGAGUUUGCCAGUAACUUCCCUGCUGAUUCUGGGGCAAGCUUUAAAGCUCUAAGUGAGUUGAAUGAGGAUUUGAGUAAAAAGUCUGUUAUUUUGGGCAAUGGAUUCAAGAUUUCAGCAGCUGAUAUAGUUGUUUUUGCAUCGGUGUAUUCAUUCAUGAUCAGUCUUUCAAACUCUGAUAGGAACAAAUUGCCAUACUUGCUUAGAUGGAUGGACUAUAUCCAGAUUAAAGGUGAUGUUGGAGAUAAAUUCCAAACUAUUUUUCUGGAGAAGGUCCAAUUUGAGCCACCUGCAUCUAAAAGUUUGAAGAAGGUAGAAGUGGAGUCAAAUAUAAAAAAAACUGAGUCGGAGACCAAAAAGGCUAGUAGCUCAGAUGCAGACUCAACAAAGAACAGUAGUGGUGCGCUGAAGAAGAAAGCUGCUGCAGAUAAUCAAACUUCUGCUGAANAUAAUCAAACUUCUGUUGAAAAGAAGAAGUUGCCUGAAAAGGUAGAUGAGAAAGAUAAAGAUAUCAGUGUUAGUCUGCUCAAAUUACAGAUUGGCCACAUUAAAAAAGCAUGGAAACAUCCAUCAGCUGAUAGCUUACUGGUUGAGGAGAUAGAUGUUGGAGAAGCAAAAUGUCGUCAAGUGGUUAGCGGCCUGGCAAAGUUUUGCAGUCCGGAGCAGUUGGCUAAUCGCCUUGUGGUACUCGUGACAAACAUGAAACCAUCGAAACUAAGGGAUGUAGCAUCAGAGGGAAUGGUAUUAUGUGCUUCUAAUGAAGAUCAUACUGUGGUGGAGCCUUUGAUAGCACCAAAAGGUGCCAAAGUUGGGGAGUGCAUCUUAUUUUCUGGGCAUGAUGGGAAACCAGAAGAUGUUCUGAAUCCCAAAAAGAAACAAUUUGAUAAAAUUGCCGUGAACCUUUUCACUGAUGAUAAAGGAAUUGCCACAUUCAAAGGAAUCCCAUUCAUGACAUCUGCUGGACCAUGCACAUCUUCAAUUCCCCGAGCAAGCAUCAAGUGAUUGCACUUUGCUGAAAAUGCAUUGUUUAAACAUUUGUUGCAUUGUGCAUGCAAUACCGUUCUUUUCUUUUCUUUUUGGGGCACUUGCACUAUUUUGAGGUGAAUGAGGUUAGCAUUUCUUGGGGGGGGAAAAGAAAGGUAAUUUAGUUUUGUUGUAUGUGUUUCUUCUGUAGUAAAAAAAAAAGUACUUUAAAAUUAGAAUGGUGCUUCUUACAUAUCAUCAGAAACCCUGCAAAUAUUAUAAGGUUCUCCUUUCU
Molecule: messenger RNA, 1484 nt
Organism: Nicotiana tabacum (common tobacco)
Lineage: Eukaryota; Viridiplantae; Streptophyta; Magnoliopsida; Solanales; Solanaceae
Molecular function (GO): tRNA binding
Source: RefSeq, a predicted model, not a curated record